AGUAUACGCUGUGGCAGAUUCCAUGCCACUCUCGAUUUAACUGCUUAAACCUUUUUGUGAGAAAUCAGCUGGAUUGUCAAGUCCCACCAACAUAUUGAGGUGCGGUGAUCACACACACACCUAGCUGUGACGGAAGCACAGCAACACCCGAUCACAGCAGCAGGUAUACCAGUGCUGACCUCUAGCGAGUGUUCCAUUCACGCGCUUGACUUGUGUAUCUGGGCCAGCGUGAUGUGCCGGGUCUAGGUAGCUAGGCCAGUUCACACAAGUGGCAUUGUUGCUUAGGAGCAGUCAGGCAGAACCACUGUAAGGGAGAGAUACUCUGGAUACUCCACCUGUCACCCUGUCUCUGGCUACAUACACUACUGACAGUCACUGGGAUGGAAUAGGCCUGCUAGCUCCCUCAGUUUCAACUAACACCCUCCACCCUUCUACCAUCAUCAGCCGACAAGCCAUAGCCAGCCUCCAUUCAACACCUAUGCUAGCCCAAGUUUGAGCUUUGAGCAAGGCCUGUGAGCACCAAAGCCAAGCAAGGAAGCAGCAAGCAGCAAGUGCGAGAGGAAGAGCGAGCAUGGGGAAGAGCAACAGUAAACUGAAGCCUGAGAUUCUGGAGGAUCUCCGCCAGAAUACAAGCUUCACAGACGAGGAACUCCAGGAAUGGUAUAAAGGAUUCCUCAAAGACUGUCCAAGUGGACACCUCUCUGUAGAUGAAUUCAAGAAAAUAUAUGGAAACUUUUUUCCGUAUGGAGAUGCAUCGAAAUUUGCUGAGCAUGUGUUCCGCACAUUUGACACAAAUAGUGACGGUACAAUAGACUUCCGUGAGUUUAUGUGUGCGCUCAGUGUGACAUCAAGAGGGAAGCUGGACCAGAAGCUAAAGUGGGCAUUCAGCAUGUACGAUCUGGAUGGUAAUGGAUACAUUUCUAGGAAUGAAAUGCUGGAGAUUGUUCAAGCAAUUUACAAGAUGGUCGGCACAGUUAUGAAAAUGCCUGAGGAUGAAUCAACACCGGAGAAACGUACCGACAAAAUCUUCCGACAAAUGGAUAAAAACCUGGAUGGGAAGUUGUCUUUGGCAGAAUUUAUUGAAGGUGCCAAAAGUGAUCCUUCAAUUGUGCGUCUGCUUCAAUGUGAUACUCACUCCCAGAGUUGAGUGGGGCGUAUUUGGUUCUUUUCUAUGUAGAUCUAUCACCAUAUUCUGGGGUUGCCUCCUCUUCAAUUGCCUCUUGCGGAGCCUUGUGACUCAAGAAGGUAUCUCAGUCCAGGCAAUGGCAGGCAUAAUGGCGGCCACCUUGUGUUACUGUUUUGUUCAGGCUCCAAUGCUGUAUAUAUUCACUGUACAAGGACAGCCAAAUGCUGUGAAGAAUGAACUGAUACUGUAUUCCACACACCCCCAUUAUAACUUGGGAGAAAGAUGGUCUCAGUGGUGUUCCUACUGUAUACUAUUUUCCACGUGUUUGUUGUUAGAGAUUUGUAUGUAUGUGAAUAUAGGGAAACUUCAUCUAAACAUGUUGAUUUGGCUUCUGAUUUGAAAUUGAAUGCUGUUUUUCUAUGAUUGAGUUGAAUUUGUUGUGAGGACAUCAUUUCCAUACUUAACAUUCUGAGAUGUGUUUGUACAGCAAAUAAUUACAAUUAUUUAUAAUUGAUAAUAUAUGAAGUUAUUGAUAUUCAUGAGAUGUUUAUAUUCUGCAAUAUAAAUAUAUAUAUAUAUAUAUAUAUCAGAGGAUGAGUAUAAAAUGACUUUUAAGAAUAUUGACUGUGUUGUCUGAGCUUUUUUAUAAUAGUCCCGAGUGUAUUUACUUCUCCAUCAACACUGAUGAACUAGAUACACAGCAGCAUGAGUCUAGUCCAUAGCACAGAAAUAACUAACCAGACAUUGAUUAACCUAUCAUAGAAAGCAAGCCUUUAUUCAUUGUGGUGCAUCAUGAAAAUCCAUGUCAACUUGAAAGCACAGUUAUUCAUAAGCACCUGCUGUGUUCCUGUGAAAGGUGUUUGGUCGAGGGCAGAUAAUGUAUCAAAAAUAUCUUGACAGGGAUCUGAUAUAAGUAUAUAAAAUUAUUCAUUUAGGAUGUUCAUUCCAUGAAUGUCUGUACUAUUACGUUUUGCCAGAUCAAUUCUAUUUCUUGUGUUAGAUGUAUCCUGGAUGAAAAUGCCAAGACACAGUGUCGAGGUAAAGAAUAAGACGGUCAUGGUUGAUCGGAAUGUAAUUUCAUGUAGUAAACUCCAUAUAGAUGCAACAAGAGUGCAAACAAAAAAAACAUUACAUCAGCGUUCGAAAUACCUUCCUGUCUGACUGCCGGGGAUGGGUUAUUUUCAACACAGACUGAGAUUCUCAGAUUCACCUCAAUCGGGUUUGAAAUUUAGAUAUGUAUCAAAUUUUCAGGAUAAUAAAUCAUUAUUAAUUCAC
Messenger RNA from Haliotis rubra (blacklip abalone), 2401 nucleotides. RefSeq names its product neurocalcin homolog. The transcript is spliced from 4 exons. Lineage: Eukaryota; Metazoa; Mollusca; Gastropoda; Lepetellida; Haliotidae. Gene Ontology annotation, molecular function: calcium ion binding. The record is from RefSeq and is a predicted model, not a curated record. Bases 572 to 1147 code for a protein of 191 amino acids.